Bombus huntii is the source of this 13650-nucleotide messenger RNA. It is a transcript of the gene Eip93F, whose product is annotated as mushroom body large-type Kenyon cell-specific protein 1. Gene Ontology annotation, molecular function: DNA binding. Gene Ontology annotation, biological process: regulation of transcription by RNA polymerase II. The transcript has 10 exons. The record is from RefSeq and is a predicted model, not a curated record. The coding region runs from base 2641 to 7134 and encodes 1497 amino acids. NCBI's taxonomy places the organism in Eukaryota, Metazoa, Arthropoda, Insecta, Hymenoptera, Apidae. Gene Ontology annotation, cellular component: nucleus.
CCGCACCGUCCGACGCGGAUGCAGUUACGGGAGCGCAGCGCGACCCAAUGCAACUCGACGAACGUCGCAUAUCCGGAGCCGGAUCAAACGUCGAGGCCUGGGCAAGUGGUGCGUGUGCGUGUGUCGCUUCAUCUCCCUCUCGCCUGUGCGCCCGUGAAACACGCGAGAGAGAAACCAAGGGGGAGUGACGGGGAAAAGACGGAUGCGAGAAGUAAAGCCGAAAAGAAACGAACGAAGAAAAUGAGAAACGGUGUUUCCCUCGGCGGUGCGUAAGCGCGUCUUCGAGAAAAUAAAAAGAAAACGGAAGGCGAACGAGCAGGAAGGAAGAAGGAAAGAAAAUAAAGGGAGAAGAAAACGGUGAGAGAAGAGCGACGGAGAGAGAGAAGAAACCUGGUGAAAUAACAUUGUCGAACUCGUGCAACAAAUACAUUAAGCAAUCUCGUUGUUGUUUCGCUCCUCGGAUCGAGACGAACCGCAGUUGUCGUCGUCGUCGCUGCUGCUGCUACCGCUGCUGCUGCUGUUGCUGUUGUUGUUGUGCACGCGCGCCGUGAUUCCGCGCUUCGUACUCACGCCCUCGCUGCAUAAACUUCUCGUUUUCCGCUCCGUUCUUGCGGCCAAGGCGUACCGCUACGAGCAAGAAAACUACUCGGUUUCGAGAGAGGAACCAUCGUCGGCGAGUAGAACAAUCGACGGAUCGUACAUAUCGCGAACGAUCGGAGAAAUAAAAACGGAGCCGGACGGUAGAGACGGAAAAGCAGUGGGAGAAAGAAAUAAGAAGAUAAAGGUGGAACGAGCGAGUAGCGAAGGAAGAACUGGCCGGUGUUAGGAUCGUCGUUGGUGGCAGUGAUCGUAGGAACGGUGGCAAAACGCAGAUCCGUCGGUGAAAUUCGCGCGCGCCUCCAAUUUCCUGUGGCUCGGAUUGCCGAAUCGAAUUCGUGGCGGAGGGAACGGAAGACGGAAGACGGGAAAGGAAAACGGUAAAAGAGCAAAGGGUAAAAGGAAAAACGAAGGAGAGGGAGAAAGAGGAGAGUACCAGCGACGCUGUCGAGGAUCGGAAGGAUCGAACGGAGGAGAGCAACAGGCUCCUAGCGUGGAAGGAAGACGGUGGAGGGGAGGCGGUACAACUGGAGAGUUCGGUGCAACCGUCGAUUCCAUUUCGUUAGUUCGCGCUCGGUCUCCUUUUUCGUACGCGUGUCAGUCUACGAGCGGAGCUACGUUUCUCGUUGGAGACCUUGUCGGUUCGCGGCCGUCGAUCGUUUCGCGGUCGCGCCUGUGUUACGUUCUUUGUCUCGUUUCUGUUUCUCGGUGCGUGAAAGUAUAAAACGACGCCGGAAAGAGAGGAAGAAGCACAGAGAGAGGAAAGAGGAAGAAGAAAAGGAAGAUCGCGAUUUAAUUCGAAGGAAAAUGUCAAGGAAGAUGCGCGACGAGCGCGGCUACCGGCUCGACGCGAGAGUGGCGAGCCGCUACCAACCAUUCUGAGGACCGAGCGCAUCGCCGAUCGUCACGCGAGAAGGAAGUGCAACCCGUGAUUCUUCCUGUCGUGAGAGUAACGUUCGAUCGAGUAGCGGUUUCCUCGAAAGGAGGCCGGACGAGAGGAUCGGAGGGGUGAGCGUGAACGGCGAAAUCGGUUGAAGCGAAAGAAAGCCGAAAGAGGAAGUAAAAGGCAGGACUUGCCGGCGGCGACAGACUGCACUCUCGCACCGUUCAGGGCGCAAGCGUGCACGUAUGUUGUGCGUUUCCGUGCCCUAACCCUGUCUCAACACGAGAGAGUAGUCGUUUCUCGGCGUUCUCAUCCCUACUCCAGCAACAUCGCCGCCGUUGCCGCCACCGUUAUCGCCACCGCCACCGCCGCCGUUACCGCUACCGCUACCGCCACCGCCACCGUCACCGACGCUGCUAUCGGCUCACCAUCCCUCCAACGUUUGCAAAGAAGCACCGCCAUAGCCGACGUAACGACGACGACGACGACGACGACGACGACAACGACGAACACCAACAACAACACGAGGACGACGACGACGACGACGACAACGACGACGGCGACAAAGAAGUAUAGAAGGAGAAGGAAGACGAAGACAGGAACGUUGACGAAAAUCGCCACCGCCAACGCUAAAUUGACCAUCGGGCUUCCAUCAUCGGCCCUCGAACAUUUUGCCCGGUCUCGGUGCACGUUACGCCACGCGUGACGUCGUAUCCAGCGUGCACGUUAGAGCGGCAGUGUGCACUACCUUCUCCCCUCGUAUCCUGCUCGCGCACGCCUUAAGUCGACGGCGCGCGUCCAACGACGAAGAAACAUUGGACGAACUACGACGAACGGAAUCGAAAGGAGCAGCGGAUCGAGAAAGUCGAUCGAUCGAACGUUGAGACAGGAGCAAGGGAAACAGAAGGAAGAGCAGGAGGUGGAGGAGGACGAGGACGAGGACGGGAACGACAACGGCGACGACGACGACAACGACGACGAGGACGUGGACGGAGGACGGCCGGUGGCGUGGGGGGUGGACAUCCACGCGGGAACUCGAGGCAGGCGCACCCGGCCGGCACGCACACACAUUCAUUCUAAGAUGUGAUUUCAAAAAUGGCGGAUUGCCCCUAUGCCCGUUGCAUACAGGAACGCAGACACAUCCGACGGGAGCUGCUGCGAUGGACAAAGAAUAUGGUCUUCGUAGUCGUUACGAUGGUGUCGCAGGUCUGGAACGGGUAGCGGAGGAGUUGAUGGGCCGUAGGAGAUGGAAGCAAUAUCAGGACACCCUGUACAGCGGUACUCGCAGCAGCGAAUCAGUGACGGCACAGCCCCACCACCGGCUCUACCCGGCGUUCUCGUCGUCCUGCGACCCGGUGGUGCCCGGGAAUUUGGAACAAAUUGGGUCGCGUCCGCUUCAUCCUGCGUCCUCCUCGUUACCUACAACGAUAACGACGACAACGACGGUGCCACCGGUGAUAACGACGACGACAGCGGCAACGACGGCGACGACAACGGGCCCGAUCAAGCAGGAGAGCCUGCAAAGGCAUCACCUGCAGAACCACCAUCACCUACAGCCCUCCGCCGUUCAAGAUCACCACCGUCACUAUCAGCAGCAACAACAGCAACAGCAGCAACGACAACAACGGCAACAAGAAGACCGUCGCCUAAGGCCAGACGAGAUCAAAGUCGAGGUCGGCGAGGACGAGUUCGCGAACGGUGUCGCCCGAGAGGAAUCGGCUACGAAGACCGCGGAUACGUCGACGACGACCACGGUAACGACGGGCACGACGACCACGUCGACGACGACAACGGGAACGAGCAUACUUGCCACCAGUACCGCAACCGGCACGAUCGCGACGAUCACCACGCCGAACACCACCGCUGUUAUGACCACGGGAACCACGACGAUCGCGACGAGGCGGCGACGCAAACGCCGGCAGAACGACGGAGAGGCCACCGACGACAGAGAGGACGACGAAGAGAACGAGGAAGAGGAGGAUGGAAGGGGGCAGGCCGAAGCGGAAAAACGGCUGAAGCUCGACGAAGACGCCGACAGGCCCGUCAGUCCUCUGAGAAGGGAGAACGAUCGAGGAUCUCGGGAUUAUCCGACUGCCAACGCUACAGAUACGGAAGGGACCAAGGAACGAACGGAAGAAGUCGCGUUGGAGCGGACACCGGUGACGCAGGGUUCAUUGAGAGUGAAAACGGAGGAGGAGUUGCAAGGAGUGCCGAGUUCUGGAGGCGGUCCAACGAUAUUGACGACACCGACGCCGGAUUCGGAUGCGAUCAGGUCAGGGUUGCCGUGCCGGGAGGUUGAAGCAGCCGCUAGAAACGCGGUACCGCCGUUUCUUAUUGGAAGCCGACGCACCAGCCCACCGCCAGAAGACUGGAAGCCGCUAGACAAAUGUUACUUUUGCCUGGACGGCAAGCUACCGCACGAUGAUCAACCACCUCUCAGUCCGCAGAGCGACAGUAGCAGCAGCUCGCGAUCGGCCGAGUCACCGAUGUCGGUCCAGGUGGACCCGAUGGCGGCGUCCGUGGUCGCCGCGGCUCUCACCGGUACCUACCCUACCUUACUGCCUCAGUGGUGUCUGCCACCAAGGGAGGCGCCUCUCGUUGGGGUGCAGCCUCAUCAGGACAGUGCAACGCCAGCCGAUCAACCUCUCGACCUCUCGGCCAAACCGAAAAAUUCUCAGGAUAACAACAUAUCUCUAUUGGAACAACAGAAAAUACCUCUGAGGAUGACAGCAGGUAUCGACCCCAAGAGUAUCUUCAAUUCUUGUUAUCGUGCAAAACCACGUAUGACCGGGCCAGUGGCGGCCGUGGCGGCGGCAGCAGCAGCUGCGGCAGGCGUCGGUGGUGUCCCCGUGGUGGGUGCCGGGGGUGGCCGGAGGGCCUACACCGAGGAGGAACUGCAAGCCGCGCUCAGGGAUAUCCAGAGUGGCAAGCUCGGCACACGAAGGGCGGCCGUGAUCUACGGGAUACCGCGUAGCACCCUGCGCAACAAGGUCUACAAGCUUGCGAUGGAACGCGAAAGGGACGCGUCCCUGUCUAGCACCCACUCACACCCUCACGAGCCCGGCGCCCCAGCCACCACCACCACCACCAUCACCACCACCACCACCACUACUACUACUACUACAACUACAACACCACCAAAUACGACCCAAAACGCCUCCGCGACCACUCCGCCCCCGCAAGUGGAUGAGGUGGACGACAAAGAACUGUCCGGAGCGGAAGAGGAGAAAGAAGUGGAGAAAGCUCUGUUGAAGCCACUGUUGUCUUUGGAAGACCUUGUCAGGUUUUCCGCCCUCGAAGGAAGCGGCGGUGAUUCCCUCAGAACGUUGCUACAACGAGGACACGAGACGGGAGCCGAGUGGCCAGGGCUCGAACACGCCAACAUCGGCCCGUAUAUUCAAAAGAUGCUUGCAGCAGCUGCGCCAUUUAAAGGCAUGGAGACGCAAGACUAUCGCAUUCCAGAGGUGAUGAGAAGGCUGAUGAGCGAAGACAAGAGGCUAAACAAAAGCGUAAACGGGGACCAGUCGCAGCCAUCGCAUCAGCAGCUCCAUCACCAUCAACCGCACUCGACGCACCCGCAAGCCCAGGCACAGUCGCAGACGCAGCAGCAGCAGCAACGUGGCCCGAUGACGAACGACGACUUCAACCCAAACAUCGAGGAAGAGGCGAGCGACAGUGCUCAAGGCAGAGCGAUCCUCAAGAUUCCGUCCUACAAGCCCGCGAGCACGCCUGGAUGUUCGAGCAAGAACGGCGAGCCAACGUCGGCCGCAUUCGCGCAAGGAUUCGCGGCUGCGACAGCAGCCUCGAGUCCGGGUCUCCUGGAACGAGCGAGUCCAGCGUUCUCCGGCACCAGUAGCCCAACCAACUCGUUGGUGGGGAAAACGGUAGCCGUGAAUUUCCGCGACGUGAUCGCGAAAAGCAUCAGCGUCAAAUUCCAAGAGGGUCAAACGGUCGCGACAGCCGGAAUGCCCGGAUGUCAACCGGCCGGAGUGGUACAGUCGCAGCAAGCGAUAAUGACGGAUCCAAGUCCGUUCAAAAGAGGCAGAUACACUCCGCCUCAGCCGGCGUCGCAGCAAGCCCAGUCGCAGGCGAAACCGCAGGCCCAAGAAGCGAACAAACCGAAACCAGCUACCGGUGGCAAAGGAACCAGACCGAAACGCGGAAAGUAUAGGAACUACGACAGGGAUAGCCUGGUGGAGGCUGUGCGCGCGGUUCAGCGGGGUGAAAUGAGCGUGCAUCGUGCAGGCAGCUAUUACGGAGUACCGCACUCCACCCUCGAGUACAAAGUUAAGGAACGGCACCUGAUGAGGCCAAGGAAGAGGGACCAGAAGCAGUCGGACGAUAAAACGAAAGAGACCUCAGCCGUGGCAGCGGCGGCAGCAGCCGCGAACAUACGACCAGGUACGGCGGACAAGAAACCACAAUUAAAGCCACAGAAACCGUUCACGUCACCGGGCGGUAUCCCAGGACCCAACGGGAUCAAGAUGCCGCCGUUCAUAGAAGGCAUGCCUCAUUUGCCAUUCACACCGUUCAAUUUCUGGAGUCCGCCGCCGUUCAUGCCAUCGCCGUUCAUGGCAGGAGCGCCGAACGUUCCAACGAUCCUACCGGAACAGUACUUCGCGACGAGUAGGAUCCGCGGUCUUCAGGAACAACAAAGAAACGCGGCCAUGGUGCAGCAACAACAACAACACCAACAACGAGACAGGGACGGGAUAGGCGUCGCUGCUGGCACCGCUGAAUCACCUGGAACCUCGAAUUCUCGUAGCACGCCGAUGAGCAAAGCACCACGGGAAGUGUCCGAGAGCUUGUACGAUGGUUCGGGAGCGAACGGCAGUUUCUUGGACAAUUUGAUCAGGUCGAGCCUCGAGACGGGAAUUCCAAGGGACCAGAGGGCAAUGACCGACGCGAGGAACCAGCAGCAGUCGUCCUCGCAGCAACAACUCCCGGAAUCGAUGAGGGGCAAAACGUUGAUCGAUCAACUGUGCAGAAACUCGAGGAGAACGCCGGUGUCGAGGCUGGCUCAGGAUAGCAGCGAGGACGAGAGCUACAGGGGACCAUCGACAACCGGUAGGCCGAUCCCGGAAAGACCGGAACGCGUGCCCACCGUCGACCUUAGCCCGUCACCGUCGGAACGUGGCCGGAACGACGACGGCAGCGAUCGACUCACGUCACCGCCGACACCUCUCUCGAUCUCAAGGGCCGGAAGCAGAGACGAGGACAGUACCCGGGACUCGAGGAUCGAUCGUAGCAGCAGGGAACGGGAGGUUCACAACGGCGGACAGGAAGACCGCGAUAGAAAGACUCUGACCAUUCAGCAGCCGCAACAGCAGCAGCAGCUGAAUCACUACCCGGACUUACACAAUCUCUACGCCGUAUCAACUGAGAAAAAAAGUGCCUGUGAUAGUAAGCUUAUAGUAGAUCAUUCGAGCCAGAAGACUCAACAGCAGCAGCAGCAGCAGCAGCAACCGCAGCAACAACAACAGCAGCAGCCACAACAGCAGCAAAAGGAAUACGAUGCGGUGAGCGGACUGGUUGUGCAACUGCAGCGGGGCUACAACAUCGGGAACAACAGGUCCGGCGAGCAGACCAACAGCCAGCAAACGACGGAGCAACGUGGAUCCGUUAUCAGCAUGGAAGACUCCGUUGAGCAGUAGGAAAAGAAAGUCGGUAUCGUUGAUCAGUAAAGUAUACAAGUAACGAAUAAUAUACGGUGAACGAUCCGUGUAGACGGUAAGAGUCCACAUUCCCGCCCAAUGCACCGGCAUUUUACACACCACGUUGCCACGGUCGGGGAUCCUCGGCCUCCGCUUUCUCUCUCUCUCUCUCUCUCUCUCUCUCUCUGUCUCUCUCUUUCUCCCUCUGUUUCGGUUCAAGCAUGUACACCAACGUGUACUCGAUAAUUGUCACUGUUGUGUCUCGCGAUUGGCCUCGACACCAUCGGCCAGAACCGACAAAGAACCGGAAAUUCGUGCACGACUUCGUCGCGCGUCGACUAUGAAAGCGAACGCGCGACCGUUUCCGAGGAGAAGGGCGUGAAAGCCGAGCACCUCCUCCGUUGGUGUGUGUGUGUGCGUGUAUAGGACGAGGGACGUUUCGAAGAAAACGCGAAACGUGGCACGAAACGGUAGUAGUCCCGAGCCUGACCCUGCCCUUUCCACCCGGAAGCCCCUUGAACGUCGCGAGGCAAUAGAGGAAACAGAAAAAAAGACGGAAAAGCGAGUAACGAAAAAAAAAAAAAAAAGACAGGGAAAACACAGAAAUGCGUAAAUGCUACCCAACCACCCGUGAACCCACUGCGAUUCCAUCAGUUACAUGUAUCCGGCGCUCGAUCUCCGUCCAGCUGACGGUAGGUCGUACCGGUAGUACAUUUUUGACUAUGGCGAUAUUUCGAUUGGAGGAGAAGGCAAGAAACGGAUACAAGACACGAUGCAACGUUAUUGUACCGAAUGCAUACACACGAUACACACACAUGGCCAUCCACAGAGACACGCAGAUAGACGUACUCAUUCGCUCGGUGAUACACUUAUUUUCACACGUAUAUGGACGCCUCUGACACCGUCGGGUAAGCAAGAAUGCGCGUAUACGGUAUUACCGUAUGCCGAUCUAUGCAACGGCCCGGCGUUAAAAUACAAAACGGGGAACAGACGAAGCAGCACGUGAAACAGUCCGCGCGUGCACGCGUCCGUAGAGAAGAUACGCGUUGGGUAGGAGCGCGCGAUGAAAAUUCUGCAGGGUUGUCCGGUCGACAACGCGCGCGGAUACGUUGGCCGAUGAUAGACAUUUUGAACGCGCGAACGCGACGAGAAGACGAACAAAAAAUGAAGAAAUAAGAAUAAUUGCCGACGCAACAACGUAUUUUUUCCUCUAUCGAUGUAAAACUACCUAAUGCAAGAAAAAAAAAAAACUUAUUACCUACUACUAACAUUACUUAACUCGUAAGGAGCAACAUAAUUAUAUAAGGAAUGAUAUAUUAUAUAUUAUAUAUAUAUACAUAUAUUUUUGGUCAUUACGAACGUAUGCGAAACGAGAACGAGCCAAGACUUUUGUUGGCGCGCGUAUAGAUGACGUUUUUUCAUAAGGCGACAAUAUUUCUCUAAUCUCGGUUAUUUCGAGGCUGGCGUUCGGUAAAAACGCGUACCCCCUCUUAAACGGGUCGCAUCGAACAAGGACGAAAGAGGGAAGCGGGAAUAAGCUGCUUAGAAAGGUACGAAACGAUUUUCAUCGACGAGGGAACGAUCGCUCUUAUCGUUGAUCGAUGCACGAAAAAGUAAAUAUUUCACGAACACGCGCGUUACGUUUCCGAAAGCGAAGAACAUUGGAAUUGUCGUUUGAAGAAGCAACGGAAAGACAGACGAAUUUAAUUCGAUUCUCUCAUCGACGACGAUCGUUUUGUUCCAUGGAACUGCGGCGAGGGGAGAUGUACGAGGAAAACGUUGAAAGAGAAAAUGGAAACGCGUAGAUGUAUAUAAGGCAUUUGGAGAAAAAGGAUUGCUAUAUGUAUAGGCGUGCGCUUGUUCUCCACUCGGUUGUUCAUUACCGAAGUGCAAAAAUUUUUCUUACGCGCGGCAACGCCACGCAUUUUGAUACGAAUUGCAAAUUUUCUAUCGCGUAGAGGAAGAGAAGCAGCUGUAAUGGCGGCGUUCGUAGAAUUUCUUCACGAGGAAAACAUCCCACUCGCUUCUGGGAGGAAUCGGUUCCCUUUCUCUUCUAGAUAGUCGAUCCGCGUGGUCGACGAUCGAAACGUACGAUAAAUCAAGCGAGUGUGACGACGUUUCGUACGAUCGGACAUUAGUUUCUUCCUGUCUGACUUUUUCUACGAACCACACGAUUGUAUCUCGAUGGUGUUUUCCUUUUAACGUCGAAGAAAAAACGUAGCAAAAUUAGAUGAAAUUCGAACGCGUCGAAAAGAUCGGUCAUCGUUAUUUCUAAUAAGGGAAUUCAGAGAUUUCCAUUUCAAGAAACACGUUCCGAUGUUCGUUGAUACUCUUUCCGGACGUUGAACGACUUUUCGAAGCUUCUUAUCGGCCAUUAAUAGUGGCAUUGACGGUGACUAUGACGACGGCAGCUACCGUAACGAGUUCUAGAGAGCAUCAUCGUUGAGUAUCGGAGAAAGAAUUCCUCUUUCGCUUCUCUUCAACGAUGCGACUGAUCCUUAGAAAUUAAUCUCUGCAAAAUUCAUAUAACGUUUUAUCACCAUCGUCAUCGUUACGUACUUGAUCUGCGUCUUUGACGUUAACACAGCCGAUGGAAGCUUCGGAAAAUCACGUAAUUUCCGAGCAAAAAGGCCAGCGAACGUCAAAACUUCUUGGAAUGGAAAUUUCGAAAUUCUAUCACGAUCGUUUCGGUCGCGGUGAGCGACGAUACAACACGAAGAACGCCAGUCCCUCCUCUUUUGACUAAUUUUUUCGCAGGUUAUCCAUGAGCGUCGUGCGCGCGACUAUCGAGGUAUCUUCUCGUAUUUCAAAUUAGAAUUCCGUUCGACAGGAGAUCCUUGACUAUAUAGAAUGAACACGUUAAAAUAAAUACAAAAAAAGAAGAAGAAGGGAAGAAGUGGUGAUUUCGUCGUUUCGCUAGUUGUAGUAGCCGAGCAGGACGUUGGACCAAGACGAAAUCGAUGAAAGCAGGCGAAUUCGAAAGCAGAAUGACUGGUUUUAGUGAAACACGCGUAGAAAACGUUACCACGUUCGAGGAAAAUAGUGAAGUUCGGCGCGUUAAAGUACACACCGCGGGCCACGAUUUUUCCGUCUUUCUCGCGUGUCGAGGAGGAUUUCACAAGUUCUGAUUCUAAAAAAAAAAAAAAAAGGACGAGGACAGAGGAAACGAAAGGAUAAUUCACGCACUCAUCUCAUGACUCUCUUUAAGUAAAGUAACGACUGAAAGACUCUAGGCUGUACAUAAAGUAUAAGGCAUGUAUGUUCGGUGUUUUAAAAAAAGCAAAAAUUCCUUACUAACGCAAAAAAAAUUAUACCUUACGAAAAAAAAGUAAAUCGUAUAAGCAAGGCUACUCUCUCGGUGUUUUUUGGAACUAAACUUAAAAUUUAUCCACCCCUAAACUUAAAGCAAAAAAACCGUGAAUUAAGGAGGAAAACUCUAAAAGGGAAUGAAAAAAAAAGACGGGUGAAGCGCACCCACGCAGAGAAGCGCGUCGGAAAACUAUUAAAAAAAAAAAAUAACAAGUUAUUGAGUGUAAACGUUAAGGUCUCCUUAGGGUUAAAGAAUAAAAAAAAAAAUUAAUAUCGAAGCUGAACAGCAGAAAAACACAAGUGAAAAGCAAAGCACUAAUCAUGAUUGUGUGUAAACGUAAAUUAAAACCUUCCUUCUAACCCUGUAUCCACUAACACACCCCUUUUUAAUCACUCACCAGCCGACUACCCGCUUCGCGUCAAAGUGUAAAUUGUUCGGUGUGAUCUUACCUACACGAUACCUCGAAAGAAAAGAAAAACAAAAAGGAAAGGAUACCUUUUUCUAAACAUUCGCCAGGCACUACACCAACAAGAAAAAAGAAAAAAAAAAAGGAAGGGAAGGAUAUUUCUUACACUCGUUCCAACUACCGCCUUCUUUUCCUGCUUCCUCUUCCCCUUCGCCCUUUACCCUAACUCCCAUUCCUUCAUCCCUCUUGCCUUUCUAACUUUACUCUUACCCCCCCCCAAAACCCUCUAACCCCCUCCCCCGAUUCAAUCGAAUCCUCUUCACCUUUCUACCUUGCAAAAAUCCAGUUCACCGACACACCCGGGACAACAGAGACUCCCGAUAAUACCCUUUUACGAAAGAUUUAUCGUUAGAUGUGAAAAAUGGAUAUUUAUCGUGCGGAUGAUUGUAAAACGUGCGUAAAUUAUGAUUGUCGUUAAUUCAAUUACAGUUACAAAAAAGUAUACGUCGCGACGUUCUGCACGCGUUCUCUAACCAGGAGUCGAUAUCCGUCGUCGUCGAUCCACGCGCGGUUCCACGGUAGCUUCCCGCGGCUUUUACAACCGAGGGAAACGAGAGGCGCGACGCCGCAAUUAGACUUAUGUCCGCGAGAUCGACGACCUCAUCGUCGUCGGAGAUUUCCUCCGCUCGUCCAUCUCUCGAGCUUCGACGUUCGUUCAAUGGUUUCGGCAAAUGUUCUGUCGGAAAAAUGUUGCGCGCGAGACGCUGCUCUCGUUCGUUCUUUCAAACACAUUAAAAGUAAAGAAAAAAAAAAGGAAAAGAAAAGAAGAGGAAGAAGAAGAAGAAACGAAAGGAAAAGACAGGAGAGGGGUGAAAUUUUGUUGUUACUUUCGAUCCGGUGAUGCACAACGCACAAAAUGACUUCUCGAGAAUUCGCGUAGAGACGAUAAUCAAAAAUGGUAAUCGCGGAUUUGUCUCGUGGGAUCGAUCCGCGAGGUUACCGGAAGGGAGAGGGGUGGUGGAAGAGGAAAUUUCUGGUUCGACGACGACAGCCUCGACUCCUGCGCGAAUUAGACACGCGAGAGCUACGAGACUCGUCCGCGUUCGCUAAGAACGGGACGACUGAAUCGCGACAAUUGGGACGAUCGGCGCUAACGGCGUAAUUAACGAGGCUGCCGUGUAAUGAUUUCCCAGUGACACAGUCGCGUCAACGUGUCUGCCACAGCGAUUUCGAUCGACGAGACCGAGGGACGAUUGGUUCUCGGCUCGGGGAAUUCGGAACUUCUUCGUUCCGGUGUCCGAAACGAUGGACAUCGAUGAACCGAUUGCUACGAUUGACAAAACACACGUGAAAAGAGAGGAAAACAAAUUUUCUAGAAAAAUGAAAGAGAUGCUUCUCUAUUUUUGCGGGCAAAUAUUCACGUAAGAGGUAUAAAAUUGGACAACAUUCUGUGAUUUUAAACAUUAUCGGCGUACGGACAGAUUCUGUCCAUUGGUUAUCGUGUACAGCGGUUUUAGGAAAAUUGUCGCUAUCGAAAUUCGUUCUUUGAAAGAUGUAGCUAGAGAGGAGUGUUAGGGUGGAUGUAACGAGGUCGCAUAAGCUAGGGCAGAUAUCGUUGCCAACGCGACUGUAGAGAGAAGUGUCGAUUUACGUUCUUCUUUUUUUUUUCCUUUUUUUUUUCUUCGAGGGAGACGGCGGGACGAGAAUAAGAAAUCCAGUUAGCACGGAACUAAAGGAUUGUAUUAAUACACACGACGUAGCGGCAGCGUCGUGGAAUCGGCUUCUCGAAAUCGCAGGCCAGAUUUCAUCGGAUCAAACGCGGCUUUUCUUCAAAGGCAUUUCAAAAUUCGUUCUCGCGGGAGAUACGUCGGCAGAGGAAUGAUUUCGCGUUCGUAGAUUUUCCGGCCGUCUCCUUUUACGUCGCGGGCGAUACGCUGAAACGAUCCGGCGAGAGACGGAUUGGUCGAAAACGGGGAGGAAAAGAAAUCUUUAAGAAUUAAAAGAAGAUAUAUUAUAUUAAAAUAUCUGUGAUGUAAAAAGUAACAAAAUUUUGAUGUAUAUUUUUCACAAAUUAUUGUAACCAGCUAGUGUAUAUGUGUAAGAUUACGGAUAUAAAAGAAAAAAAACAAAUACUAUUGUAAUUACGGUGUGUGGAGACAAAAUGACGAGUAAGAGAGAGCGAAUUGAAAGCCAACAAACAAACAAACAAAAAGAAACCAAAAGAUGAAACAAAUACGGGAGAAGCGAGAUCGCGAGAUUACGUUUAUCCACACCGGUGGUCAGACGGGACCAAGAUGGCGGGCAUUGCUCGGAAAAUCGGGCCCAAAGAUUCUCGUUUUUUCAUCGCUUUCAUAUAUUUUCGUUGCGCGUUUUCCUUUUCAUCGCGGGCAAACGAGAACAUUCGAGUACCAACAGCGAUUUUCUUCUCGUUCCCGGAAUUACGUCGGAGGAUAAAAGUAAAAACGAGAAGGAAGAGAGAAUAAAUGAUCUUUUCGCUUGAAAUUUUAAGUCUAGACUCUCGAUCGUCAAAAUUCAAUCGUUUAUCGUAUAAUUUGUUUCUUUGUUCGUCAGCCUCGCAACAUCGAGCAACGACGAUCAUUUCGGGUGGUUAGUGUUUCUAAAAACUGGAAGAUUUGGUCCGAUUGGCCCUGAAACGGCUCAAUGUCAGCUACCUCACAGAGUAUCGUCACGUUUGGUAUGGUUUGCGUAGGGGAUGUUCGCGUGUUUCGGUUGCCGAAGUAAAAUUGGAUGGCCGUCCACUGAAAACUCUUCCUACAUUCGUUUCUUUCGUGCGUUAUAA